This is a messenger RNA of Rhodamnia argentea, 1091 nucleotides long. RefSeq names its product sec14 cytosolic factor. NCBI's taxonomy places the organism in Eukaryota, Viridiplantae, Streptophyta, Magnoliopsida, Myrtales, Myrtaceae. The record is from RefSeq and is a predicted model, not a curated record. Bases 295 to 1026 code for a protein of 243 amino acids. The transcript is spliced from 6 exons.
CACCUUCACCCCUCAUUUUUUAUCGAGAUACGCUACCCAAGCCGUUUGAAAAUCUUAAAAAAUUAAGCGCAAGCCCGUUGAACAGCAUCUUCCGCGUCACUCCCACUUUUCAGGUCCUUCUGUCUUGCGAUGAAUCACCCGCCAUGUUCAUUGUCGUGCUCCAUUUCGUCAACGCAAGCGAGACUCUAGCCACACUCCACCUCCUCUUGCUCCGCAGUCGAAGCCUCUUCUUUUCGAGCCUAAAAACAAGAAUCCGAAGCUUGGACCAUUCUUCUGAUUGCGGAAAGCACCGUAAUGGAGAAAAGCCAAGAACUUGCGCUGACCCAGAUGAGGAAAUCAGUUCAGAAGCUGGGUUCUUCGACGGAGAAAAUUGGCGAACCAACGCUCAUGCGGUUCUUGAUAGCUAGAUCGAUGGACGCCGAUAAGGCAGCGAAGAUGUUUGUGAAAUGGCAGGAGUGGAGGGCGACAUGGGUCCCGAAUGGGUUCGUUCCAGAGUCGGAAAUAGGCGAGGAAUUGGCAGCUAGGAAGAUUUUUUUGCAGGGCUUGUCGAGAAGUGGUCAACCACUGAUGGUCGCCAUGGCCAGCAAGCAUUUCCCUUCGAAAGAUCAGCUCCAAUUUAAGAAAUUUGUAAUUUAUCUACUUGACAAAUCCAUUGCAAGUUCUUUCAAAGGGCGGGAAAUAGGGAAUGAAAAGGUGAUUGUCAUUCUUGAUCUGCAAAACUUAAGUUAUAAGAAUGUCGAUGUACGUGGCUUCAUCACUGGAUUUCAGUGUUUACAGGAUUACUAUCCUGAGCGCCUUGCCAAGCUCUUCAUUCUGAAUAUGCCACGGUUCUUUGUCAGUGUUUGGAGAAUGAUUUCUCGCUUCCUUGAGAAGGCAACACUGGAAAAGAUCGUGAUUGUGAGCAACGAAGAUGAACGAGAAGACCUCGUCAAGGAAAUCGGCUGCGAAGUCUUGCCCGAAGAGCACGGUGGGAAAGCAAAGCUUGUGCCCAUCCAGGAUGUUGUUUUGCCCCCUUUGGAUAAUUGAUUUCAGUGACUGGACAAAACAGCUUCAUUUUUUGGUUAAAAAAGGGGAGGAAAAGAAAAACAAAA